Poecilia latipinna (sailfin molly) is the source of this 2323-nucleotide messenger RNA. RefSeq names its product metastasis associated 1 (gene mta1). The coding region runs from base 94 to 1953 and encodes 619 amino acids. Gene Ontology annotation, cellular component: NuRD complex; nucleoplasm. The record is from RefSeq and is a predicted model, not a curated record. The transcript has 18 exons. Lineage: Eukaryota; Metazoa; Chordata; Actinopteri; Cyprinodontiformes; Poeciliidae. Gene Ontology annotation, biological process: response to ionizing radiation; negative regulation of transcription by RNA polymerase II; double-strand break repair. Gene Ontology annotation, molecular function: transcription corepressor activity; chromatin binding; transcription coactivator activity.
AAUCCUCCAUUUUCCAACACACAGCGGCGGCAGCGGGAGAGAGCAGAGAGCCACCCCUCUACCUGGAGAGGAAGCCAGGGACCAGGGGCAGUCAUGGCAGCGAAUAUGUACCGGGUUGGAGAUUAUGUUUAUUUUGAGAACUCAUCCAGCAACCCACUUCUGAUCAGGAGGAUAGAGGAGCUGAACAAGACAGCCAAUGGGAAUGUGGAGGCCAAAGUGGUGUGUUUUUACCGGCGCAGGGACAUCUCCAGCACACUCAUCGCUCUGGCAGACAAACAUGCAAGGGAGUUGGAGGAGGAGAUGGAGAAUUCAGAGAUGGCCGAUCUCCCCGAGAAGCAGAAGCACCAGCUCAGGCACAGGGAGCUUUUCCUGUCCCGUCAGCUGGAGUCCCUACCAGCAACACACAUCAGAGGGAAGUGCUGCGUGACGCUGCUGAAUGAAACUGAAGCCCUGAAGUCCUACCUGGACAGAGAGGAUGCCUUCUUUUACUCGCUGGUGUACGACCCUCAGCAGAAGACCCUGCUGGCGGAUAAAGGGGAGAUCCGCAUCGGGAACAAAUUCCAGGCCGACAUCACCGACCUCCUGAAUGAAGACGAAGAGGACGGCAGAGACCUGGCAAAGCUAGAAGAGAAGAUCUGGGAUCCCAACAGCUCACUAACAGAGAAACAGAUCGACCAGUUUUUAGUCGUGGCUCGGUCGGUCGGUACAUUCGCCAGAGCGUUGGACUGCAGCAGUUCCGUCCGGCAGCCGAGCCUCCACAUGAGCGCCGCUGCCGCCUCCAGGGACAUCACGCUGUUCCACGCCAUGGACACGCUCCACACCAACGGCUACGACAUGACCCGGGCCAUCGCGGCGCUGGUGCCUCAGGGCGGGCCCGUCCUCUGCAGGGACGAGAUGGAGGAGUGGAGCGCCUCCGAGGCCAACCUGUUCGAGGAAGCGCUGGAGAAAUACGGCAAAGACUUCACAGAUAUCCAGCAGGAUUUUCUGCCCUGGAAGUCGCUGACGAGUAUAAUUGAGUAUUACUACAUGUGGAAGACUACAGACAGAUACGUCCAGCAGAAGCGAUUAAAAGCGGCCGAGGCAGAGAGCAAACUCAAGCAGGUCUACAUCCCCAACUACAACAAGCCAAACCCCAACCAGCUGAGCAACAGCGUAAAGCCGGCGCUUCUAAACGGAGCAGCGGGCUCAAAUGUCCCGGCACCGCCGGGCUCAACGCAGACCCCGGGUCUGGGGAGAGCCUGUGAAAGCUGCUAUACCAGCAGUUCCUACCAGUGGUACUCGUGGGGACCUCCCAACAUGCAGUGUCGCCUGUGCGCUUCAUGCUGGACCUACUGGAAGAAGUACGGCGGCCUGAAGAUGCCCACAAGGCUGGACGGCGAGAGGCCGGGGCCCAACCGCAACACCAUGAGUCCUCACGGCCUUCCUCUGCGGCACAGCGGCAGCCCCAAGUUUGCCGUCAAGACCCGGCAGGCGUUUUUCCUGCAGACCACCGGCGCCACGCGGCUGGCGCGCCGCCUCUGCGAGGACAUCAUCCGUCCGCGAUACCUGGCCCGGCACCCGUACCUCCCCGUCAACACAGCAGCCAUCAAAGCCGAGUGUGCUCUGAGGUUACCAGAUCGGCCAAAAAAGCCUUCGCAGCUCAAACCGGUGGAGCGGAAACCUCUGGAGUCUGUGGUUCGGUACUUGGAAGCACAUCCCCGUCCGUCCAAGCCCAACCCGCCGCCCCGUGGCGGAUCCAUCUCAACAGGCAGCUUGACGCCCAUAAAGUCCUCUCCCAUCCUCAACAACGGCUCGCCCACCAUCCUGGGCAAGCGCAGCUACGAGCAGCACAACGGCCUGGAUGGCACCAAGUCCAAAGCCCUUACUCCACAGUGGGACAUUAUGGCCAAACGUGUUAGCGAUGCGGGACGGCCUUCGGCGUCCUUGCAGGACGAGAUCCACGAACUGGACUGAACUCUCCGUGGGAACAAUCUCUACUGCAAACAGCAGUGAGCAGGGGGAGAAAGGAAAAGGAGAAGGCUUUCCUACCAGACCAUAAGUGAGGGCAGCUGAGAGGAGACGACGGCAUCGGUCACUUUUCUUUCAGUCAGUUUGUGUCUCUUUGCUGCUGGAGACCAGGCGACCGCUUCGGCAGAGGUCUCCAUCUGAAGAUGAGCCUGACUGUACAGGACUGUGUUUAUUACUUACAUUACUUGUUAUUACUGUCUUUGUAAUUAUUGUUAUUGGGGUUUUAUUUUUUUAUUUUGUUUGUAUUUUAUUUUAUUUUAUUUUUUACCAACUAUAACUCGGUUUGUUUGUCGAUCAAACGAUGGAGACUUGUAAA